Molecule: messenger RNA, 2132 nt
Organism: Ictalurus furcatus (blue catfish)
Lineage: Eukaryota; Metazoa; Chordata; Actinopteri; Siluriformes; Ictaluridae
Gene: rgs20
Product: regulator of G protein signaling 20
Exons: 5
Coding region: 326-1078 (250 amino acids)
Source: RefSeq, a predicted model, not a curated record
ACCACAUACCAUAUUUAUUACUUCAGUCCUAUAGUGCCUUAGGUGAGGUAUAAUGUGGCAAUUUUAUUAGUUAUUUGGAUUGUAGUCAAUAAUAAUAAUAAUAAUAAUAAUAAUAAUAAUAAUAAUAAUAGCGUGCGUGUUUGUGAAGAGGAAACAGGCCACACAGACCCGUUAAACGCGCUCAUUGAAGACGCACAGCGCGUCGGUGGCAUGCAGUGGAUUUUACGCUACCGCCACCGCGAGUUGCAGGAGGCGCGCAUGCGCACUGACCACAAGCGGCCGGUCUUUAAAAAAAAAAAAGAAGGAAAAAAAAAAAGGAUUCCUUAUGCCAACCGAUGUAAUCAAGGCGAAGAAUUAUCUCUUAUCUCUGGGCAUACAUGGUGAUAUUCCCAUGGGAUCAGAGAGGAUGGAGAUGCGAAAGAGGCAGAUGUCGGGGCAGCAGGAGCUGGUGGCGGGAGGCACAACGACGGGAACGGUGCCAGCCCAGCCCGAGCAGGCUGGUCAGGGCGAGCGCGCCUCUAACGCCUGCUGUUUCUGCUGGUGCUGCUGCUGUAGCUGCUCAUGUCUCACUGUUAGGAAUGAAGACAGGGAGGAGAGGAACCGGAAAGCCUCGCACGACAUCAAAGCUGAGGACCCCGGUGACUGCGAGGAGAGUCCAAAGCCCACUAUGGAUGAAGUGUGCUCAUGGGGGCAAUCCUUUGACAAGUUGAUGCGUUGUCCUGCCGGACGUUGCGCCUUCCGGCAGUUUCUGCGCACCGAGUUCAGCGAGGAGAACAUGCUCUUCUGGCUAGCCUGUGACGAGUUCAGCAAGGAGACCAACAAGAGCGUCAUCAAGGAGAAGGCACGCCUCAUAUACGAGGACUACAUUUCCAUCCUCUCACCCAAAGAGGUGAGCCUGGAUUCACGCGUCCGGGAGGUAAUAAACAAGAACAUGCUGGAGCCCACGUCUCACACGUUUGACGAUGCCCAGCUCCAGAUUUACACGUUAAUGCAAAGAGACUCGUACCCACGCUUCAUGAACUCCCCUGUCUACAAAAACCUCCUCAAGAGCGUCUCAGAGCAAUGUCCAGAAUCCUAAAUCUCUGUGAUCCCACUCGAAUUCUCCCUUACUCUUCUUCUUUUUGGGUUCCUUUUUCAUUACGUGGAGUUUGGUUUUUAAAAAAAAGAAAAAAAAAACAAAACAAAAAAAAAAGGACCUCACCGUGGGUCCUCCCAGGGAUUUUACCACAUUAGAGAUUCUGUACCUGAACAAGACACUCAGGUCUCCAGGUCACUGGAUUGUCAAACAACGUCUCAAAUCUCCUGAGGGCUCAAUACCACAAGUACUGCUACGAAUCAACAUAGCAAGAAGCUCCAAAGGAUUAUCAGCGCAUUUUCAUCUUUUGAAGCGAAAGCGUCUCUUUUAUUUGUUUUGAAUCGUCGCAAUUACAAACCGUGUUUUUUUUGGGUUUUUUUUGUAUUUACUUUAAAAGAUGAUGUGAUGCCCAGUAUAGGCUAUUUACAGUAUACGCAUUAGAUAUAUUUAUGGAUUUGUAGUAUAUUUCACGGAAAAAAAAAAAAAAAAAGAAGAAGAAGGAUUUAUGGUGUAACAGGACACGUUCGGUUCUAGACAAUGCGUAUGAGAAUCAAAGAUCAAGUCAAGUCGAGGCAACACAUUGUGUUUACUCAAAGGAAACUGUGUGCUGAACUAUAUUUCACUACCUGUCCCCUGUCAUAAUAACCUAGCAUGUCCAAUUGGAAAAGAUCUUUCUUACUUAUUUAUGGCAGGGUUUUGUUUUUUUUUUUAACUUAAAACUACUAUUAACAAUAGACAAAGAGUGAAACUAUACAUUUCUGGUCAAAAGACAUGAUACAAGUCUUAAAAUGCCCAAACGUCAUGUUGAUGAACUUUUGUUUUUUCUUCUUCUUUGAUGGCUUGAAAAUUGCUGGCUAUUAUAUGACGCUAAUAUAUUACGGUAAAUAGACACGGACACCGUAUCUCACGUAGUAUAUAAUUUGGCUCGGUAUCCAGAGCACAAGCCGAUUUCUGUCCUUUAUCGUAGCAGUUGUGAUAAACCCUUCUGAGAUCAGGUUUGAAUCGUUGUUUCUUUAACACGCGGUUCUUGACACGAGCUCUCUUGUGUAGGAAUCAA